UCUGCAGUCUGCAAAGAUGAGGGUUGUUCUACUAGUCCUGCUUGGCUGCUGCCUGUCUGAGGCAAACGUCCUGGGACAGAGGUUCGCUGCCAUCACACUUACUCAUGAUGAUUCCACUGAAGCAGAUACCCUCUCUUUGCUCAGACAGAUGAUGGCUGUGUUAGAUGAACAGCAGAAUGAGCUGCGACAAACCAAAGAGCAACUGGCGCAGCUUCAGAAAGUGCAGGGACAGACGUCAGUGAGGACAGCCGCUGAAAGCCUGGAGGAAAUAUGGGAACAGGUGGAUGCACUGAAGAGAGGCUUCACAGACCAUGAGGCCAGGCUGAGAGUCAGUGAGUUGCAGGAAGAGGAGCAGAGAAAGCAGGUGCAGCAAGUCGUGCGACAGGGCACAGAACUGGAGGCCAGACUGAACGCCGGUGAUUUGGAGGGCCAAAAUGCCCGAGUGAAACAACUGCAGAGAGAAAGUAAAGAGCUGAAGGCCGGACUGACAGAGCUCGGAAAUAAGCUUGGAGACGCCGACGCAGAGGUGAAGGCACUGCAGGCUGCUGAUGAAGAGCUGGAGGGCAGACUUAACACCACUGAUGUUGAGGCAGAGACCCAAAAAACCCUUUUGGCACAAUUACAAGUGGAAAUUAAAGAGUUUGAGUCCAGACUGGAGGCCAGUGAGAGUCUAGAGAAGGAGUUAGCUGCCCGUCUCACAAACACAGAGACAGAAGUGGAGACACUGAAGACUGUUGAUCAAGAGCUGGAGGCCAAACUGAACGUCAUUGACUUUGAGGGCCAAAACACACAAGUGAAACAAUUACAGAAGGAAACUAAAGAGCUGAACACCAGACUGACAGAGCUGGGAAAUAAGUUUGGAGAUGUGGACACAGAUGUAAAGGCACUGCAGACUGCUGAUCAAGAACUGGAGGCCAGACUGAAUGCCACUGAUGUCAAGGCAGAGACCCAAAAAACCCUGGUGGCACAAUUACAGGGGGAAAUUAAAGAGUUUGAGUCCAGACUGGAGGCCAGUGAGAGUCUAGAGGACGAGCUGAAUGCCCGGCUUACAAGCACAGAGACAGAAGUGGACACACUGAAGACUGUUGAUCAAGAUCUGGAGGCCAGAUUGAACCUCAUUGAUUUUGAGGGCCAAAACACAAAAGUGGAACAAUUACAGAGGGAAACUAAAGAGCUGAACAUCAGACUGACAGAGUUGGGCAAUAAGUUUGGAGUUGUGGACACAAAUGUGAAGGCGCUGCAGACUGCUGAUCAGGAACUGGAGGCCAGACUGAACGCCACCAAUGUCGAGGCAGAGACGCAAAGAACCGUGGUGGCACAAUUACAGAUGGAAAUCAAAGAGUUUGAGUCCAGACUGGAGUCCAGUGAGAGUCUAGAGAAGGAGUUGGCUGCCAGGCUCGGAAACACAGAGACGCAGGUGGAGGCGCUGAAGACUGCUGAUCAAGGGUUGGAUUCCAGGUUGUCUGCCAGUGAAAAUCUGACUGGAGAGCUGAAGAUGAGCCUUGAAGAUACACUUAGACAAGUGCAGGCACUCCAGACUGCUGAUCAAGAGCUCAAGUCUAGAGUAGAAGCCACUGAGGGUCUGGUGAAGGAAACAAACACGCAGCUAAAAGUGACUGAAACAAAAUUGGAGGCACUGGAGAAAAUAAAUCAAGAGGUGGAUGCUAGACUGAAUGCCGCUGAGAUUGUGGGCCAAGAGUUGAACAAGAAGCUUGAAAAAACAGAGGCUGAGAUGGAAGCACUGAAAACAGCUGAUCAAGAGUUGGAGGCCGAACUGGAAACAAAUCAGACUGUACAAGAGGAGUUGAAGAAUAAGGUUGAGCAAACAGCUGCAGCAGUGGAAGAGGUCAAAACAACAAUGACUGAAGAGAAAGUGGCUUUCACAGUUGCACUGGAAGAGAACCAAAUGCACAUUGGGCCAUUUAAAACAGAGACCACUCUCGUCUAUAAGAAAGUCAUCACCAACAUCGGUGACAGCUACGAUCCCACAACAGGAGUCUUCACAGCUCCUGUCAGCGGAGUUUACCACUUCACCCUCUACUCUCACGCUAACGGAGACCACCCUGGCUUUUUACUCUUGUACAAGAAUGGCGAGGCUGUUGUGGGCACCGCAGAACACCCAACUGCCUCAGAUAUCACUGAUAACGGCUCUAAUGGGGUAGUGCUGGUUCUUCAGAAAGGAGACCAGGUUGAUGUGCACAUGGAGGCCAAGUCCUGGGUGUGGGCAGACAGCAACCGCAACCUCUGUACUUUUACUGGUAUUCUGCUGCAUAGUAUGCCCAGCAAUGUGCCCGCAUCCAUAGAAAUAGCAUAGAAUAUUGCAUAGACGCAUAGAAAUAGGUCCUUUGUUCCUGUAUCAUUUGUAUUAUACAGUAUGUUACAUUAUGCUCUUUUCCAGAUUUCAACUGCACUUUGUUAUAUACGGUCACUUUAGAUAGAUAAGCCAAGUCACAUCCAGUCUGUAAUCCAUAAUGUGUCAUUUUAGAUAGCAAAUUGGCUCAAAUUCAUCAUUUAAAGCUGUUGUUCUGAUGUAUUUCCCCUGUAACAUUGUAAAUUUUAUGAUCUCAGUACAUUGUGUGUCAUAAACUCAAACAAAAACUCUACAUUCACAGUAUAAAUCCAAUAAAUUAUGGUUUGAAAAAGCA
This is a messenger RNA of Epinephelus lanceolatus (giant grouper), 2645 nucleotides long. RefSeq lists its product as uncharacterized. Lineage: Eukaryota; Metazoa; Chordata; Actinopteri; Perciformes; Serranidae. The record is from RefSeq and is a predicted model, not a curated record. Gene Ontology annotation, molecular function: protein binding.